Molecule: messenger RNA, 2352 nt
Organism: Cyprinodon variegatus (sheepshead minnow)
Lineage: Eukaryota; Metazoa; Chordata; Actinopteri; Cyprinodontiformes; Cyprinodontidae
Gene: sptssa
Product: serine palmitoyltransferase small subunit A
Exons: 2
Coding region: 81-287 (68 amino acids)
Biological process (GO): ceramide biosynthetic process
Cellular component (GO): serine palmitoyltransferase complex
Molecular function (GO): serine C-palmitoyltransferase activity
Source: RefSeq, a predicted model, not a curated record
AGGAAGCUAGCUGCUCUGGGAAACGCCGGAAGAAGAAUCAGCGAGGCUAACAGCUAAGUUCGGUGUUUGGAAGUUGGAUCAUGGCGCUUGGAGACUGUUGGAAGCAGCUGUCCUGGUUUUACUACCAGUACCUCCUGGUGACAGCCCUGUAUAUGCUGGAGCCGUGGGAGAGGACCGUGUUCAACUCCCUGCUGAUCUCUGUGGCUGCCAUGGCCGUCUACACCGGCUACGUCUUCAUGCCACAACACAUCAUGGCUAUUCUCCACUACUUUGAAGUGGUCCAGUGACCCGGUUCCUCUCAGCCCGUCCCCUCCGCCUGCUGUCCAUCUGUCUAAAAGUCUCUUCUCUCCUCAUUUGAAACCAAACUGGAAUGCUGCGCUGGAGGCUGUUCGGGAAAAAGCCUUAAACCCUGAAACUGUCCUUCCCCCCUCUGGGAGGUAAAGAGAUGUUUCAGAAGGUGUUCACUUUGUUCAUGGACUGAGCUUUAUUUGGUUUCUAUUCACAUCAAACUUGUCCUGUAGUUUAAGCACUGGACAAUAAAUGAAAUACUGUAGUUGUUUAACUGGAUCCGUGUUGCACUGUUGGAGCAGAGUCGGGUCUCUGAAGGGGCUUCAUCUAAGGCGGCUCCUUCCAUCGGUUUUCAUCUGUCAGGAAGCUGAAGCAUUCCACUAACUUUGAAAUAAAAACAGCAUCAUGCCGCAAAAACCAGCCACUUGACUGUGUUGCAAAAGCUGUGAGGUUUUGAUCUUUAAAGGUAACAUUUUUUUUUCUUUUACAAAGUAGGAUGUUGUAGUCAUAAUUGUCCAGUUUUUUUUUUUUUCUUUUUACAAACUACUUUAAAUCCCACCAAUGGUGAUCAUCAGUUUUUCUUCAGAUCCUUGUUUUUCAAACUAAAAAAAAUGAAUCCAACUCCAAAGUAACAUCCUGCAGUUUUGAGCACAUUUUGUUGAUUAGGUUUCUCUUUUAUUGCCUGACUUAAAACUGACCAAUAAUGCUACAAAGUCUCCUUCACUAAUUAACAAUUUCAAGACUUUUAACUACACUAAGAAGCUGAGGUAUAAAAUGAAAAAAGCAGACUUUUUCCUCUAUAUGCAAUAGAUCUAAACCUGUGAACAUCUCUUUGAAAUGACUAAUGCUAUGUUCAGAUCGCACGCAGCAGGAGCUUCAUUUCUGAUGCUUUUAGUUUAGUUCUGAUGCGCGGCUGAAGUAUCUUUGCUGCUCGGUGGUAAAGUGAGACUGAUGCGCGGUGGGCGGAGCUACUCUAUCCUUUCUUUGCCUGGAACAAUGGCAGCUAUAUUAGCUGUGAUCAGCGGGUAAAAAGUUGUUUUAAUAUGUUUUUAAGUGAGAAGGUCCACCUGAAAACGUCCUCUGUUCAUCCAGAUGAAUAUUCUCUCUCUGUCUGAGCCACUCAGACCCCCGUACAAUGGCGGCGAGCUGUCACCGGGAAUACCGUUCAGUUGUGGCCUGGUCGCCUCUCUGUGGUUUUCCGCUACUAUUCGUGGCGGCUGGAAGGUGUUUUUCACAUAAUCCAAACUGCAGGCACCAGAAUGUUCAAAUCUAGCAUAUUUUCCUGGCAGGUUUUUGAAAUUUUAAGUUAAUUUAGGUGUUAAACGGUUUCAGAGGGGUGAUCAUAGCGCUCUGCAUCAGCAGUGCUGUCUGUCUCCCUGCCAGCUGAUUGGUUGAUGUGGAGUGUUGAGCAGCAAAUGUUAAAUUUUUCCAACUCCAGCAGCUGCUGCUUCUGAAGCGCCUCAGAAGCUCAUGAGACGCUGCUUUAGCUGCUCAGACGCGCUGCAGGACCUUUUGCUUUGCCUUGAUACAUGUCAGCCAUCGACAUUUCAUGGAAACUAGCUACUUCUGCUGCUAGCGGUCUGAACGUAGCAUAACUAUAAAUGUGCUUGUUUUUUUGAUUUGCAUUCAUUUUUCCAUUUAAAAUAAUUUAUUUUUUCUUGAAGUUUUCCCAUUCAGUUUAUCUGAGAUGAGACUGGAUUGUCUAUUUGUUGAAGAUAGCAGACGGUAAACGUUCUUUGGUAUUUAAUCAGAUUUUAUCUCUGAAAUGCUUGGACCAAAAGUCAACUCUCUAGGCAAUAGUGAACUUCACUGCAGCUUCAAUCUAAAUCCUUCUGCUCUCAGAUUUCCAGGUGUGGAAAUUUGGACCUCUGUUCUUUGGAUAUUUUGUUUCCAUUUAUUGGUUGAUAUAAACUCCCACUGCCACAGUUGACCUUUAGAAAUCUGUGACACGAUCUUUUUCAAUGUAUAUAAUCUUGUAUACAUAUUUGUAAAGUUUUGUAGUCCAAUAAUUUGUUUUGUGAAUCCAUUGUAAUACUGUUCUAUCUAUAUAUAGAUAUAUAUAGA